GGGGGGGGGGGGGGGGGUCUACGGUCAACCCUAUGAAGAAUUUUCUGAGCAAGCUAAUGAAGGUGGUGAACUUUGUUGAAAUCAUUGUUCUUUCCUGACAACCCACCCCCCCCCUCACAAAAGGGAAAACAAAUGUGUAUGAAUUUACGUGGAAAAGUUCCGUGAGAAUUUUUCGUCAGCCCUUAUUCAUUUAUCAAUUGAAAUUAAUUGAUUCAUUUAUUUCUCUCUAUAUUUCUUUUUAUUUUGUUUGCAAUUUAUUAUCUUUCUAAUCCUACUUUAUUUAUCUACUUAUUCAUGUACUUAUUGAUUUGUUUAUGUAUCUAUUUAUUUAUGUAUUUGUUUAUUUAUAUAUUUAAUUAACUAUUUAUCGUAUCGUAUUUUUUCUAUUUAUCAUUUUAACGGGAAUAAACCAAAAGGAUGUACAUUAUUUCAAAAAUAAUCUCUAAACCUGUAUAAUGAUGGUUGUAGAGGGCGUGUUAAAAUUACACGUUUUUUAUUGUUUUUCUGAUUAGCGGAAUUGGAAAGAGAGGAAGCCAAAAUAUAAAAAAAUGAAUACAUUAUUAUCCAGAGCAAACACGAUAUUUGCCUUUACGCUGAGUAUAUUGGCAGCACUGACAUUCAUGUGUUUUCUAACAACUGUAGGCUUGGACACAAAGAAAGAUGUCAAAAUUACAACGGUGAAACAUUCAGUGAGGCACACAUAUACACAGUAUGGUGAGAAUGCAGAUCUUGGAGGGUUUUACUUUGACCUUCAAGCCAAUUUAGAUCCUCUAUUCAACUGGAACACCAAACAGCUUUUCAUCUAUCUAACUGCAGAGUAUGAGACCAAUCAAAAUAAACUGAAUCAAGUGGUUAUUUGGGACAAGAUCAUCAAGAGGACAUCAAAUGCUAAUAUCAAUUUCAACAGGAUACAACCUAAAUAUCCUUUCUUUGAUGAUGGUCAUGGAUUAAAGAACAACCAAAACAUAACCCUGACACUAUCAUGGAACAUCAUUCCCAAUGCUGGCCUUCUCCCUAGAGUUUACGGUAAUGGUAAAGAUGUGUUUGCAUUCCCCAGUGAAUAUACAACACAUAGGAUAUAGAAUGUAGUUAGUAAGUACUAAGUAGGGUUGUUUUUUUUGUCGGGUGCCAGCUAACUCAGCACUUGAGAUAAUUCGGCCCAUGUCGAAAAAUUAGGUGCCGAGUUGUCCAACAUGGGAGUGCUAUUUUGUUGACAAAUGUUUGUAUUGAAUACAAAUUGAUUGCUAAAUUGUCUGAUAUGCUUAAAUUAAUUUGUUAUAUUUUAAUAUCAAUCUUACCAUACAUGUAGGGUUAGGUUUUACGAUGGACAAGUGGGCACCCAAUUUUUUCAGUGGGGCCGAGUUGUUUAAGUGCUGAGUUGACCUGCACCUGUUUUGGGGGGUUUUUUUCUUUUUUUUUAUGUCAUCACGUUUGUGGUGCUCUAUUCUGUGUAUAACAUUAGUCACCAAUGAACUUUGAACUGACACCACAAUAUCUCUAUGAAACUCUUGCCUUUGAGGGAAUGGCAUAUGUCUGUUGUUUAUCAAGUAUUGGUGUCGUUCUUGUGACUAGAAUACAAGUAAAUCUGGGGAACUUUUCACAAAGCAUCUGAGAAAUAUGCUCUCAGCCAUUAAGCUACAAGGAUUAUAGUAGCUUAUAACAAUUGUCAGAGAAAAUCUGAGACAUUUCAUGAAAAGCAAUCUCCCCAGUACAUGUCUUUUAGAAUUUAGAGUUUUGCAGAAACAUAUUUGUGAAAGGUUACGUGACUCAAACUUUUGUAAUUUAGGAAUUUUCUAGUAAUUAUGGAGAUCAUUUCAGAGGAUUUCUUUAGCAUUUUUGUGAAUUAUUGUCAUUGAAUUUCACCUCUAUCAUUUGGUUUUAUUUUCAGAAAAUUGUUUUGAUUGAAUCCAUUAAAAUUGACCUUUAUUGUAAUUUUGAAAAUAGAUCAGUUCUCAAAGUCAAAUUUUCCAUGGUAAAGGGAUAGGAAUAUGGUAGUGACCAUCUUGGUUUUAAUUACCAUAAUAGUGUUAGUUCAAUGAAAUAGAUUGCUGAGGAAAUCAGGUAUGGCAGCUAGAGAAUGAAAUUAUGUAUGGUACAUUGUAUUUUCUCAUUAUUGAAAAAUUGUAUGUGUAUCAAGCACAUCCCUGUAUUGUCACACAAACAGAUGUUUGUACGGGUUUUGGAUUUGUUCCAUUUUUUAAAGAAAGUAAUGUUCGGGACACAAAUACCUUUACAAACAUCGUACGAACAAUUUUAAUACAUAGCAAUAAAUGGUAUGGAAUCAUUCGUACAGUGUUCUUAAAGGUAUUUGUGACCAUAGCAUAAUAAGAUUUUGAUUCUAAUUGAAAUGAUGUUUCAGUAUGUGACUAUAACAUACAUUGUAUAAUAUUCCUGUCAUUUGUACUGUUAUGAAAAAAAUGUAUACAAACUGCACUGGCUAUAGAAAACACAUUGAUAAAAAAUGACAGCAUAUACUGUACAUGGACAGGCUGUGGAAUUAUUUAAAAUCUACAGCACAAGCAUUGUAAUUUGCCAUGAAAGGUGACAAUUUGAAUUACAUUUGUGGGUACUUUAUCGUUUGAUUUUGUUGAACAUGUUCAAUUUAAUGUCUUCUUUCUUGACUCCCUUUUGUGUAUUUUUUUCAGUUUGAAAUUGAUGUGACAUGGCCUGAGACACGAUUGUUAAUUUAUGUUGAUUAUUUAUUAAUAGCUGUGUGGAAAUGAGGAAGAGUACAUGUAGUUAUUUCUACAUGUACACAUAGCUGGUUAGAUGCAGUCUAUUCAUAUUAAUUUUGUAAACUCUCAGUAAUUAUUCUUCAAUAAAUAAAUCAUUUAAGAUUUCAUUAUUUAUAUUAUAAUAACACAUGUUAAAACUUGUUAACGUUUGUCUUCAUGAAGUUAGAAAUCCACCUUGCACAAGUUGAAUCAUAUUGGAGUUUUCUUAUAAAUUUUUCUUUGUACAAGGAACCGGCAGCAAGCAAAUAGCUUUGUAGCUUUUUUAUUGUUCUGCAAAUUUUGCAGAGUUAGAAGUACAGUAGUGUCUUUUUCUUUAGAUUGAGACCAAGUAUUUGCUUCUGUGAGAAAUGGUCUUUUCUAACACAUGUAGAUUUCUGAUUAAAAUUGUUGGUGCAGCAAAAAUACACCCAUGGUGUAUUUUGUAAAAGUUAAGGAUUGUAUGGCUUCAUUUGUAGACAUUUUAUCUGUCAUUGAAGCAAAUCAAUGAUAUAUUAAAAUUAUGCCUACAUUUGGACUUGUUAUAGAGUAUUUCAUGAUGAAGUAUAUGAAUGAAUAACUUUAGACAAGUAUCUUUGAUGUCUUUCUCUCACUUUUAUUGUAGAUUUGGUAGCAUUUUAAAUUCAUGUUUCAGAUUUUGUCAGUGUUACUUCUUUUUGCCUCUUGUGUCAGCUCAUCUGUAAUUUGAGAUUAGUCAAACAUCUGCUUCUUGAACUUAUUAUAUGUGGUGUCAUAAAUAAAACUAAAAAAUGUGUGAUACACCCAAUGUGAAGGCAGGUUAGCACAUGGGCAUUCUUUCAUACUUCUAUAUAGCGCCAUCUGUUGUUCACCCUAUGUGUCACCAUCAGCCCUUGUCAUUAUCCAGAUUAAUGCGAAGAAAAAAAUAAUUGAAUUCAACAUUUACUCUUCAUGACUGUGGAUUGUUGUCACCUGACAAAUUACUCAGUGUAGAACAAUUAAGAUGGAAAGAUAAUGAACUUAAAUUAUAAUCACAGAGGGUGUAGUCUAGCUCAUCAAAGUUGAACAUACCAUCUGAUAUGAUUAGGGUUGAUAGAUUGGACCAAUAACGAAGGGCCAAAGAAAUUUAAUUUAUUUUAAGAGGAUCAAACCAUUAACAAUUAGUAAAUCACGCUGUAUGCACUUGUAUACAUGUUUGUAUUGACUUUUGGGUUGUUUUUUUUUAUUUCAUUUAUCAAAGGUAAUAGAAUAUGACUGUUACACGUAUGCACCAUACUGUGGGUCUUGAUAAAUGUAACAUGACCAUGAGUAGUAUUUAUUAUCAGCAAAUCGGUGACAUUUGUUUGAUUCUUAUCUACGUGAUAUAAUGUCUUGCUUUCUCACAAUAUUUUUUUCCUUCCCACACUUUUUAUGCGGUUACUGCAUUGUUAAGAAUUUCUAAUAAAGUGCAAAUAUAUUAUGUUGUACAAUAUA
Lytechinus pictus (painted urchin) is the source of this 4163-nucleotide messenger RNA. RefSeq names its product signal peptidase complex subunit 3-like. The coding region runs from base 549 to 1082 and encodes 177 amino acids. The record is from RefSeq and is a predicted model, not a curated record. NCBI's taxonomy places the organism in Eukaryota, Metazoa, Echinodermata, Echinoidea, Temnopleuroida, Toxopneustidae. Gene Ontology annotation, biological process: protein targeting to ER. The transcript is spliced from 4 exons. Gene Ontology annotation, cellular component: signal peptidase complex; membrane.